AUGACUCUAUCGAAUGGUGCCGCUCCUCCUCCAAAGGAAAACCCGAAUCCGGAUGUUGUUUUGAGCGGUGAAAGAGCGGGGACGAACGAUCAUCGAUCCGAGAGCGCGCUAAGACUUGAGGGCUCUCACUGGGCCAAUAUCGAUCAUGCCGCAGUGGAGCUCUUCGACCACGCCCUUACUAGUAGUAGCGAUGGGUUGGUCUCGCUGGCAGACUACGUUCACUACUUCAAAAUCCCCGGAGUAAACCACUCUGCUCACCAAGCGUCGAUUAUCAGCGCAGCAUGGGCAAUUGUGAUGAGCGAAUAUACCAACUCGAAUGAUGUGCUGUUUGGACAGCUGAAAGGGGGUAAAAACUCGCCACUCCGAGUGCUCCUGAAGCAAGAUGAUACCAUUGAGAGCUUAUUGCGUCGGGUUGAGGAGAGUCGGACGAUAACCCAGGUCACUGUAGCCGCGUCGCGGCGCAAGGUACAAUGUGUCCUUGCAUUCUAUGGGCAUGAGGAAAUGGAGGCGGGGCCAUAUCCUGGUCCGCUGAAGGACGAAGUGUUGCAGGUCAGCUUCAUUCUUCAUGCGAGCCUCGUCAACAUCAAGGUGCUCUACAAUGAGCUGUCUGUAGAGAGAUCGAAGAUCGAAAGGCUAUUUCAGCAGCUAGGACAUGUUCUCACCCAAUUAUACGAAAACCCGACGGAGACUGCCCUGGGGAAAGUGAGCAGCGUCACUGCAAAGGACAUCAACGACAUGAAGGAAUGGAACAUGCGUUCUCACAAAUCCUAUGUUCUGGAUUCCAUCAAUGCGACUUUUGAACGGCAGGUGAUGGCUUCGCCUGAUUCAUGGGCUAUCAAUGCGUGGGACGGGAGUCUGACGUACGCUCAACUCUACAAUCAGGCCAAAUUACUGGCCAACUCCCUCUAUGAGGCUGGAGUGCGGCCACACGAUCUCGUACCUCUCGCAUUCGACAAAUCAGUAUGGUUCACUAUAUCUGUUUUGGCAGUACUGAAGGUUGGAGCGGCUAUAGUCCCACUUGAUCCUGACUGGCCAAGGGAGCGUCGGAUGUACAUCGUGGAGGAUGCUGGAAGUCGCUUGGCUCUCACAAAUGUGGCCAGAUUCAAAGAGGAGCAUCCGGGGCUUACGGUAAUUGAUGUCAGCAAGAUGAUAUGGGCUCCGCAGACGGAGCCAAAAAUCAACUUCGCGCACAUUGUCACUCCCGCGCACGCCGCUUAUGCUUUUUUUACUUCAGGUACAACUGGGCGGCCCAAGGGAUGUAUCAUUGAACAUGGCGCAUUCGUGGCCUCGGCUUUAGAGCGGGCAAAGGUCCUCGUUCGUGAUGAAAGCUCUCGUGUGCUUCAAGUGGCAACUCAUACUUUUGAUCCUGCAAUGGAGGACAUCCUGACCACACUCCUCGUUGGGGGCUGUGUCUGCGUUCCCAAUAAGCAAGAAUAUUUGAACGACCUGAGGGGAUCAAUCUGCAAGUGCAAUGCCAACACCUUGAACAUUGCACCCAGCCUUAUCCGGUCUCUGCGCCCGGAGCAGGUGCCCUCAUUGAAAACUUUGAUCCUGGGAGGCGAAAAGAUGAGCGACCGGGUCUUGGAAACUUGGACAGGGGCAGUCUCGCUGUUUAACGCAUACGGUCCUACGGAAUGUUGCAUCAAGAGCACAAUCAACAUUAUGAGUGCCGGUGCAGAUCCACGAAACAUUGGCUAUCCAGCCGGUUGCUCCAUCUGGCUGACCCGGCCUUAUGAUCAAGAUACACUGGCAGCUAUCGGUACGGUCGGCGAGAUUUUGAUACAGGGCCCGAAUCUUGCCCGUGAAUAUCUCAACCGACCGGAGCUAACCGCACAGUCGUUCCCCCGGAAUCUGCGCUGGGCAUCCCAAGCCGGACUGGGUAGCGACACACGAUUCUACAAGACAGGGGACCUGGCACGCUUCAAUCCGGAUGGCUCAAUUUGUCUCCUUGGCAGAAGAGACAGCCAAGUCAAGAUUCAUGGACAACGUAUCGAGCUGGGAGAAAUUGACCACCAUCUGCGCCAGAGUUUCCCUGCUGAGACCGAAGCGAUUGCCGGUGUGGUAACUUUCAAAGACCGCGAAACCUCAUGUCUUGUGGCUUUUGUACAAAUGAUGGACCAGCGCUCAUCUCAGGCCAACCCAGGCAGUGAUCUGGCACUUCUCGAUGAUCCUUCUCAGGUGCAGCAGCUGCAAACAAGUGCAAUCGAACGACUAUCGAAAGUUCUGCCAGCUUACAUGAUCCCAUUGGUGUUUUUGCCCGUCCAAAACUUCCUCUACUUCUCCAAUGGCAAGACAAAUCGAAAAGGCAUGUGCGAACAAGCCGCUGAUAUGUCUUUGGGCACCAUUUUAAAGAAGUUCGGGCGCGUCGGCCAUGAGACCCAUGACGAUUCCUCGUGGUCUGCGGAUGCGCUGGCUCUCCGCCAACUUUGGGCGACAGCACUUUGCCUAGAUGCGAAGAUGAUCGCAGUCGACGACACCUUCUCUUCCUUGGGAGGCGAUUCCUUGGCGGCUAUUGAGCUAGCGCGCUUAUGUCGAGCCCACAACGUCGAUCUAACUGUUGACGACAUCUUGCAAUGCCCAACUAUUCUUACUCAGUUGGAGAACAAGCAGGUCCGCCAAGUGAAUAACGGGACUAAUCAAAUAGCCCCAUUCGCGCUGUUGGAGAUGGGUACAGAUAUAGGCAAGCUGCGCGAAGAGGUCUCGAAGCCGUGUCAAGUUGACGCUGCGACUAUCGAGGACAUCUACCCAGUCAGCCCAAUGCAAGAGUCUCUAAUGGCUCUUUCAAUGGACAUCAGUCCCUAUAUCUCGCAGUUUGUCUUUCGAAUUGACAGAAAUGUGAAAUUGAACGAUCUUCGAGCAGCAUGGAAGAUUGCUGCCCAGGACAUUCCCAUCUUGCGCACCAGAAUUGUUCAUACAUCGGAACACGGAACCGUUCAGGUCGUGAUUAACGAGGAGAUUGAGUGGAGCAACCUGGAGAAUAUCGAAAUAGCACAUUUUUUGCUCAAAGACAAGGGGGAUUCGAUGCAUCUGGGAGAUCGUCUCAAUCGUUUCACCGUCGUUCGGGAAGAAGAAGGACCCUCUUUCUUGGUCUGGACAUGCCAUCACGCUUGUCAUGAUGGCAGGACAGUCGAUCAAGUUCUCGAAUAUGUCAACAGUCUGCGUUCUGGAGGUUCUAUGCGGUCUUUCGCUCCCUUCAAGCAAUUCAUAGAGUUUCAGAAGAACCUCUCUCUGAGUGACUGGGAGACUUACUGGAAAAGAAGGCUGGCAGACGCUCCUGUAUCAUCCUUCCCGGGUGGUGAUAGUGGAGUGCGACAGCCUCUCACCGAUUCGUUGUAUCGUCACUAUUUUAAGUUGCCUCGGCGCAACGUUAAAGACUCUCUGACGUCUAGCUCUUCCAGUGCCACCGUUAUACGCGCAGCUUGGGCGUUACUCGUUGCUCGAUACGAAGGGUCGAACUGUGCAACCUUUGGCACUAUCGUGGGAGGGAGCAGCUCACUUGUACCGAAUUCGGACGCCAUAGUUGGUCCCACCAACAACACAAUUCCCAUGAAUAUCUCAGUCCCUGAAGAAUGGAGUGUCCAGAAAUUCUUAUCGCAUGUUCGGGAGCAUUUCGAAUCAUCUCCGUUCCAACAUGUUGGACUGGCACAGCUGGGAGAGCUUUCGCCUAGUAUCCGCGACAUCACGCGGGUCAGGAACCUCCUGGUCUUGCAGAGGCCCUAUGGUCAUAGCGGUGAUCAACUUGGCCUGGAGAGAAUUCAAGUGUCCGCGCAUGCAAAUUUCAAAUAUCCCCUGGUGGUGGAAUGCACCCUGGAAGUGGAGAAUGGGCUUUCCGUUGCUUUCAUGUUCGACUCGCACAUCCUCGACGAAGUUCAGGUCUCGCGCUUAGCUGUACAGUUUGAGCGGCUUAUCCAAGCCCUAAACACUGACUUCAAGAUACCCCUGACGAAUAUCGACGUCCUCGGUCCUUCCGACAUGGCUCAGAUUCAGAAAUGGCAGAUAGAAGUCCCCCCCAGUGGAUCUUUCAGUCUACCGCAUUAUAUUCUAGAGAACGCCUUGGAGCGGCCGGACGCCCCUGCUCUGUGUUCCUGGGAUGGGAAUCUCACGUAUGCCCAGCUUCAAAAUCUUUCCUCUCGGCUGUCGUCCCAUCUCAUUCAAGCGGGCGUGCGAAGAGGAGACAAUGUGCUGUGCCACUUCGAAAAGUCUGCCUGCGCCAUAGUAUGCAUGCUAGCCGUACUGAAAUGCGGUGCCGCGUCUAUACCACUGGGACUCUCUUGGCCGCGGACCCGGUUGGAGGCAGUCUCAUCGGUCGUCAAAGCCAAAUUCGUCUUGUCGUCGCCCAAACCCUCCGGAGGCACAGUUGGCUUGGCCAUGCAUCAUUUGGAGAUCACAAUGUCACUCAUCCAGAGACUACCAGAUAUUCGGGACUACGGGGUAGAUGCGAGUCUACCAUCCGAUACCGCAUUCAUCAUGUUCACCAGUGGAAGUACUGGGUCUCCAAAGGGUAUUCCGCUCUGCCACGAGCAACUUGUGGCCAACUUGAACACGAUCGUGCAGCACAUGCGGUACACGCCGCAGUCCAGAACCUAUCAGUUUUCCGACUUUGUUUUUGACCUCUCGCUCAGCGAUAUCUUCGGUACAUUCAUGGCAGGGGGUUGCCUCUGUAUGCCAUCCGAGCAGGAGAGGCAACAAAGCCUGGCUGACUCAAUGAACCGUAUGAGAAUAAAUGUAGUCGGCCUUACUCCUACGGUUGCCAAGCUCUUGACGCUAUCCGAUGUACCGACGCUGCGUUUCAUGCUACUUGGGGGAGAAGGUCUAUCAAAGGACGACCUCGAGAGAUGGGCAGGUCACGUAGAUGUGAUCAAUGCGUACGGUAUGACGGAGAGCUGUAUUGUUUCUACCAGCACAGAUGUGCGUCGACCUGAUAGCGACCCAAGAAACAUUGGUCGAGCGAUCAACUGUCUAGCUUGGAUAACGGACGCAAAUCAUCCUCAUCGUCUGGCACCCAUCGGAACUGUCGGCGAGCUCGUGGUACAGGGUCCUGGAGUUGCGUCUGGAUAUCUCAACAGGCCAGACGAAUCAAAGCGCGUUUUUCUGGACACUCUUCCAUGGAGCUUUGACAGAAACCGUGCUUACAGAACGGGAGAUCUUGUAAAGUACGACGCGGAUGGAUCCAUCAUCUACAUAGGCCGAAAGGAUGCUCAGUUGAAAGUGCGCGGGCAACGUUUCGAAGCGGGAGAGGUCGAGGCUCAACUGAAAGAUUGCGGUCUCCCCGGAGGUUUUUGCGUUGACAUCGUCAAAGUUGUGUCGCCUGAUGAUCCGGAGGUUUCUGUUCCGAUACUGGCCCUGUUUAUCAGCCUCGAAGAUGGAUCGGCUGUGAUGGCCUCUUCAGAGCCAGCAAUCGCACGCCACGCGUACCAAGACACAUCAACGGCCACAAAUGUCUUGCAGACACUGCAGAAGUUGAAAUCCCGCUUGCCGGACUACAUGCACCCACAGGCCGUGGUUCCUAUCUCCCAAAUGCCGGUUUCUGGAACAGGUAAGCUCGACCGCAAGGUGCUGAGAGCUCUGGUGGCGGAUGUGUCGUACGCGGAGCUGCUUGGGUUUUCACCUCAGCCAGAUAAAGGGGCAGCCUCGGAACGAAAAACUCUAGACAGUGAGGCUCAAAGAACGAUUGCUAUGCUCUGGUCUCAAGUCCUUCCAGUCGGGGAGUCCCAUGUCUUUCAUGGCGGUGACGACUUUUUUCAACUUGGCGGACAUUCCAUCACACUGAUGCGUCUCACGUCCCUUGCAAAGAAACAUGGCGUCUUGAUCAACUUCGCUGAAGCCUUCUUGCGUCCCACGCUUGCCGCUAUGGCCGAGUGUGCUCACUCGGGAUGGAGUCAGGACAAGAUAGUGCAUCCUAAAAUACCGCCAUUCUCAAUGACAGGGAGUCAGACAGAGAGCAUUUUACAGGAAGCCGCUAUCACUUGUCGUCUCGAUCCAGCAGAGAUCGUGGACAUAUAUCCGAGCACACCUCUGCAGGAGGGUUUGAUGACCCUCUCGCUAUCGAAGCCGGGCCUUUACACAGCACAGUUUGCAUGGUCUCUCCCAGAAUCCUUGGACCUGAAUCUCUUUGAGGCUGCCUGGGAAUCUUUGGCCAAACUAAACGCCUUGCUCAGGACUCGACUGAUUUAUUCAACUGGAUACUGGCAGGUAGUCAGCAAGAAUAUGAGACCUUGGACCACCGCCCAGUCAAGCCUGCAUUCUUACAUUGAACAUGAGAAAGCACAUUCAAUGGGCCUGGGGGAGCCGCUCAGUCGAAUGGCCAUCGUGCGUGAUACUGUCUCAGCCACUACGUACUUCGUGUGGACAUGCCAUCACAGCCUAUACGAUGGUCAUUCCAUGCAAGCUAUCCAAGAAUGGAUCAGUGCGUUCUACCUCAAGGCUAGAGAAUUGCCAAUCGUGCCAUUCAAAAUCUUUGUGGAUCACAUUUCCAAGAAUACGCAGUCUGAAGCCAGUCUGAACUUCUGGAAGGAAACAUUGAACGACUGUCCCAAACCAUCCUUCCCGGCUCUACCCUCCAAUGACUACCAACAAUCGGCUGGCGUAAUCCUGAAAGUUGAGGCCAGCCUUCCUCAAGAGCAGCGUCGAGAUGUGACCUUAGCAUCAGCAAUACAAGCUGCGUGGGCGAUACUGCUUGCAAAGUACGAGGGCUCAGAGGACGUUCUAUUCGGAAUGACGCUUGGGGGUCGAAGCACAGACAUGCCAGAGAUUGAGAAGGUCAUGGGACCGACGCUUUGCACCGUUCCUGUGCGGCUGAGGCCAAGCCCAGACCGAGAUGUGACUUCCUUCCUGAAAGCCGUCCAGGAGUUGUAUUUGCACUCGGCACUCCAUGGUCAGACUGGGCUGGCCAGAAUUAGCAAACUCAGUGCGGACGCAGACAGCGUCUUGAAGAUUCGAAGCUUGCUCAUCAUCCACGAACCACUCUCCACCGAGCUGCAAGGGCUUGAAAAACUUGGGUGCAUCAGGGUGAAAACCGAUGUCAAGGACUUUGUAUCUUAUGCGCUCGUCAUCGAGUGCAUUCCGGUUCCCGCAAGCAAUCGACUUAAAUUAAAGAUCAGCUACGACAAAGGUGUAUUGAGAGAUACGGAUGCUCACCAUCUGGCACUGCAGAUCGAGUUUGUCCUGCAACAACUGUUGGGCGAGGCCUGCAACAAGUUGAAGGAUAUCUGCACUGUGAGCCCGAUUGACAUGCAAACCCUGGCAAAUUGGAACAGAGAACUGCCCAAACCUGUAGAAAGCACUAUUCAGGACUUGUUUGCAAACCAGGCUGCUCGACAACCAGACUCUCCCGCCAUCUGCUCCUGGGACGGAGAAAUGACAUAUAAAGAAUUAGACAGCCACACCACCCGGCUUGCACGCCAAAUUGUCUCAUGUGGUGUUGGAGAAGGGGAUCUGGUCCCCAUAUGUUUCAGGAAGAGCAUGUGGACAGUGGUCGCCAUGUUGGCCGUUUUGAAGGCAGGAGGUGGUUGCGUCUGCCUUGAUCCUAAUCAUCCUUCUGACUAUCAUCAGGGGAUUCUCAGUCGGAUUGGGGCAAAACUGAUCAUUAUUGGCUCUGGGCAACUGUCUAUGUUCAAACAGAUCCCGACCAUCGGGGUAGAUGCAGUUUCGGUAAACAACAUGGCUGACUCUUCAGCAAAACUUCCGCCCGUGAAGCCUAGCCAGGUGGCUUUCGUGGUAUUCACCAGCGGAACGACUGGACAACCCAAAGGAAUCUUAUUGGAGCAUCUCGCGUUGUGCACGAGCAUCCUGGCGCAUGGCCGGUUCAUGAGAUUUGGACCUCGCUCCCGUGUGCUGCAAUUCGCGUCGUACACAUUCGACGUGAGUAUUGCCGACAUAUUCACCACUCUCGUCUUUGGUGGUUGUGUUUGCGUUCCCUCAGAUCAUGACAGGAUGAACAACCUUUCCGGGGCAAUGAAUGCUUUGAAGGUGAACCAUGCCUACCUAACGUCAUCUGUCGCGGCAAUGCUUGACCCGGAUGGGCUCCAGAACCCACUGAACGUAUUGGCUGUUGGUGGGGAGCAGGUAGGACACGACGUUCUCCAAACAUGGGCCACUCGUACGAACCUUAUCAACAUGUACGGACCGGCCGAGACAACCAUCUGGUGUGGAGGCAAGGAUAGCGUGGGAUUCAGCGACAGUCCGCUCGAUAUCGGACGGGGUGUGGGCGCCAGAAUGUGGCUGACGGACCCCAACGACCCCCAACAGCUGGCCCCUAUUGGUGCCGUGGGGGAAAUUUUAGUGGAAGGGCCGCUGUUGGCGCGUGGAUACCUGGAUGACCCGUCUCGCACAUCCGCCGCCUUCGCCGACAUGCCGAGGUGGGCGAAAUCACUGAACAGCAUUGAUGGCUUUGAGUCUAUCACUGGGCGACUAUAUCGCAGCGGUGAUCUGGGCAAGUACCAGCCGGAUGGUAGCAUUCUCAUCUUUGGUCGGCGCGAUACGCAACUCAAAAUUCGAGGUCAACGCGUCGAGUUGUCCGAAAUUGAGAACCAGCUGCACUCCAUCAUUCAGGACCACCGAUGCGUGGUCGAUGUGUACACAACGCCAGAUGGACAACCUAGUCUUGUUGCCUUUAUUGGACUCGGUUCAAACGUUCAAGAUGGCGAGAAGGCCAAAAGCAUGGCUUGCAUUGCCUCCGAUUGCGAGAUUCCCACGGGAUUGGCGAAUCUGGUCGAUGGCCUCCAGUCACGGCUAGCCAAGGUUCUGCCCCCAUACAUGGUGCCAGCACAGUACUUGGUCCUGAGAGAAAUGCCAUUACUCGUAUCUGGUAAAACUGAUCGCAAGACUCUGCGACGUCUCGCCUCGAGCCACUUCAGAGAAGCCCCGAAGCAAGCCGCACCAAUGGCAGCCCAGCAGAAGCAGAUUCCUGUGACCGAUAUGGAGUGGAACUUGUUCAGCUUGUGGACCCAAGUUUUGGGUAUCAGCAAUCUUGGUUCUUUGGGAACAGACGACAACUUCUUCAGAUGUGGUGGUGAUUCCUUGAAAGCCAUGCGGAUGGUCUCCUUGGCCGCUCAACGAGGUGUUCAAGUGAAGGUGGCCGAUGUUUUCAAACACCCAGUAAUGGCAGAUCUUGCCAAGGCUCUGACUAAGGAUGCUUGCACAAACGAAGAACCCGCUAGAACCUCAGUGCUUGACGCUCUCGAACCGUUUGCCAUGCUGGACGAAUCGGCGAGAGACGAGAUCACAGAGCAAGCAUCAAAAGACUGUGACAUUCCCGUGACGCGCAUUGAGGACAUAUACCCCUGCACUCAGCUUCAGAAUGGACUUUUUGCCCUGUCACAAAAGCAACCGGGAACUUACGUUGCUCAAUUUGGCUUCCUAGUGGGGAAGUCGCUCAGUAUCCCUCGCCUUCGCGAGGCAUGGGAUACAGUGUGCCGUCAAACUCCGGUGUUGCGAAGUAGACUUUGGUCAACACCGUCCGGGCUCUUGCAGGUUGUUCUCGACGAGGAUUUUACAUGGUUCGAUCGGUCUGACGUUGACACGACAGCCGAACUGUCUCAGGACAAAGCUGCAGUCGGUGGAUCGGGGCGUCCCUUCCAGCGUUUCCGCGUCUGUCAUGACGCUACGACGGGUGACACGAAGCUUUUCUGGACCAUUCAUCAUUCCGCCUACGACGGCUGGUCUCUCCAGCGUGUGCUUGAAUAUGUUCAAUUGGCGUACCGAGAUCAGCUCAAGCCAUUAGCUUCUACAUCUUUCAGCCGUUUCGUCCAGUAUGCGAACAGCAUCGUUGAGAGCGACGAAGCGAGGGGGUUUUGGAAAAGACGACUGGCCAACGCCCCGUCACCGACCUUCCCAGCUCUUCCAGAAACAAAUUAUCGCCCAGUUGCCGAUUCCAUUGUCAGCAUGGAAGUUGGGAAUGUGAAAACUCCUGCGUUUGUGACCCUUGCGACACUUCUCCGAGCGGCAUGGGCCAUGGUUGUCGGCGCGUACGAGACUUCAUAUGACGUAGUGUUCAUGAGCACUGUUUCCGGGCGAAGUGCUCCUCUUAAAGGCAUCGAAACUGUGAUGGGCCCGACCAUUGCCACAAUUCCCGUUCGAGUGGAUUUCAGCGAUCGGAAAAAGAACGUCGCUGAACUUCUGCAAGUCUUACAGGACGCUGCCGCAGAGGAGAUUGCUUUUCAGCAGGUUGGACUGCAGUCUAUCCGCAGGAUUAGCGGAGACUGUGAGAAAUCUUGCAAUGCUCGCAACCUAUUGGUCAUACAGACCGACGAUGUUUCGCAGAAGGGCGUGACUCUAGAAGAUUUUGAGAAGCUUCCCGAGAACUCCAGGGACUUCUCGACCUUCCCCUUCACGCUUGAGUGUUCGAUUAAGGAGAAGAAUCAAGUUUUCGUGGAGGCAACUUUCGAUUCACGGGUGAUAAACUUCACCCAGGUACAUCGAAUCCUCAGGCUAUUCCAGCACGUUACGCUCCAGCUUUGUCAGACCGACGCAGCGCUUUGCGACAUCGAAGUCAUCAGCCCAUCGGAUCUGAAUGAAAUUCGCUCCUGGAAUCCGACAAUGCCAGCCGCCAAAGAGGCGUGCAUCCAUCACGAACUCGAACGCCUGGCAAGGCUGCAUCCUGAUAGGGAAGCCAUUUGCUCUUGGGAUGGCAGUCUGACAUUCCGGGAACUCGAUUCGCUUAGUGAACGUUAUGCUGGGUACCUUCAGUCGCAGGGUGUGAAAGUCGAGAGCUUUGUUCCGAUCUGCUUCGAUAAAUCCAAGUGGGCUAUUGUAGCCAUGGUGGCGAUUAUGAAGGCAGGUGGUGCUUGGGCUCCUAUCGACCCCAGACAUCCACAAGAACGACGUGACGGUGUUUUUUCUGCGCUGAGUUCAUCGCUUGUUGUCACUUCAGCGAUGCAUGCCCAACUCUUCAGCAUACACACGUCCCUGGCAUUAUCCGUGCACAUUUUAGACGAGACAGCGCUUGAAAAAAUCCCCCGAUCGCUUUCCCUCAACAAACCAGUCGUUCUGCCGAGCAAUGCAGUGUUCCUCGUUUUCACCAGUGGCAGCACAGGCGUCCCUAAAGCAAUAGUGGAUGAACACCGGGGUAUUUGCACAGGUGCACACGCACUCGGUGGUCUCAUAGGGUUUGGGCCGAAAACACGGUUCUGGCAGUUCGCUGCCUAUACAUUCGACCAGAGCUUUGGCGAUAUCUUCCACGUUCUUUUGCGCGGCGGAUGUGUUUGCAUUCCCUCCGAAUCAGAUCGACAGAACGACUUGGCCGGCUCUAUCUGCAGGUUGCGAGCAAACACGACCAUCUUGACUCCCACGGUAGCAUGUUCCAUCAACCCUGCUGACCUUGGGUCACAUAGAAUGGAAUCGAUGGUUCUGGGAGGCGAGCCCAUGACGGUUGAGACUAUUCGGACCUGGGCACCGAACUCUCAAAUGUACCACACGUAUGGACCGACAGAGUGUAGUGUGAUUUCUAUUGGACGGACCUUUGGCAUGCAGAACAUCAGCCUGCCGGGAAACAUUGGACAAGGGCUCGGGGCCUUGAUCUGGCUGACGGAUCCAAGUGAUCCUGACCGCUUGGCCCCUAUCGGUGCCGUGGGCGAGAUUCUUAUCGAGGGACCUUUGCUUAGUCGAGGAUAUCUCAACAACCCCGAGUUGACCAACGCUGCAUACAUCAGAGACCCCAAGUGGUCCCGCAGUCUCCACGUGCCUGGCGCCACAGGCUCUCGCCGCUUCUACCGAACGGGGGACUUGGGACAAUACGAUACCGAUGGCACCAUCAUUUGCCUUGGCAGACGAGAUGGCCAGGUCAAGUUGCGUGGUCAGAGAGUUGAGCUUGGCGAAAUCGAGCACCACAUUUCCAUCUACGCCAAGUCUCAAGUUACGGUCGCGGCGGAUGUUCACACCUGGCCCGGUGGUGCAUCCAUGUUAGUGGCCUGCAUCAGCCUCGACAGUAUCAAGGAUAGGGAUGGCGAUUGUCGGCUGGUGAAGAAAGUUGAUCACUUAGAAAAAUUCGUUUCAGCCCUCUCCGGCGUCGACGAAUACCUCUCGCGGGUCUUGCCAUCUCACAUGGUUCCCACUCUCUUCAUCCCCUGUACCCAGAUUCCACGCACAAUCUCUGGCAAGAAGGAUCAUCUUGGCAACAUCUGGGACGGUGGCGAGUCAGGUAAUGACCGACCCAUGAAUGACCGCGAAGAGCGUCUAUGCAGGUUGUGGCUCCAGGUCCUCAAAUUGGACCUGGAGAGCAAUCAAAUCAAGCAAAGCAACAAUUUCUUUUCCAGCGGUGGUGACUCCGUGCGGGCAAUGUCUUUGGUGGCUGCGGCAAGGCGAGAGGGCAUCCAUCUCACUGUUGCUGAUAUUUUCAACCACCCUAAGCUGUACGAUAUGGCGGCUGCAAUGGAUCUCUCGUCCCCCAAGGCUAAGCCUGUCAAUGUCGCGUCUUUCAGUUUGCUUCCACCCGGUGCAGCGGAAAAAGCUGUAAGCGAAGCAUCCACGGCGUGUCAGAUCGAGCUGUCUCAGAUCGAGGAUAUAUAUCCGGCUACGCCACUGCAACAAGGUCUUGUAAUGCUCUCGAUCCGGGAUUCCGGGGCAUACGUGUCACGAUUUGUGUUCCGGCUUCCGGACGACAUUGAUCUCGAUCGACUACAGCGUGCUUGGGAGCAGGUAUACCUGGAAAGUCCUGCCCUCAGGACGCGAAUCAUCGACAGUUCGCUACCAUCGCAACUACUGCAGGUAGUAAUUUCUCAAAAUGUUAAGUGGCACUACGCAGAAAAUAUGGAAACUUAUGUCGGGAACAAGGGCCUGAGCGAUUUCGGCUUGGGGGAUAGCCUGAUGGAGGUGUGCAUCAUUCAACAGGCCCACGGGGCCAAGAGCUUUGCUCUGACCCUUCACCAUGCCAUUUACGAUGGCUGGUCGCUGCAGCGCUUGUUGGCAGCCACUGAGCAAAUAUAUUUCGGCAAGUCCGCUCUGCCCUUUGCUCCUUUCAAAAACUUCGUUCACCAUCUUUCGCAAGCGGACACGGCGGCUGCCUCUGGAUUUUGGCGCUCCUACUUGUCUGGCGCCCCAGUGACUUCGCUUUUCAUCGAGCAGGGGGCAUCGUUCAAGCCCUUCGCCGACAAAGUGAUAUCUCACACCCUCAAGAUAGGCACAAGGCGCAGAUCCCAGCCUGGAGAGACACUCAGCUCGGUGCUCCGGGCCGCCUGGGCGCUGAUCCUAUCUUCCUACAAGGGUGAUACAGCUCUUGACGUGGUUUUUGGGGUUGUCGUCGGGGGACGAUCAAUCGACUUGGCAGAUAUUGAGAAUAUCGAUGGGCCGACUAUUGCCACGAUCCCUUUCCGCGUGAAGUACGACGAGCAGACUGCCGUUACUAGUCUCGUUCAGCACGUACAGAACAUAUCAUCUCAGCUUAUCGAGCAUGAGCAUCUGGGUCUUCAGAGCAUCAAGAAACUGUCUGAUUCUGCUCGUAACGCGUGUGAUUUCCAAACGGUGCUUGUUGUCCAGAACCCUCUCGACUCUAGCGCGGAAACUGGUUUCCUCGACCUCAAAAAUACUGAGACGCGUCCUGACAUGCCUCCAACAAUUCCUCUCGUGGUUGAGUGCAUUAUAUCCGAUGGAAACAUCGAAAUCCUCUUUCAUUUCGAUGAUCGGCUUCUGGACGGCUUCCAGGCCGAGAGGAUGAUCAAGCAACUUGCUCAUGUGGUCGAGCAGCUGAUCAAUGGCGAUGCAAAUCAAACCAUAGCGGCCAUACAGAUAGCCAGCCCAUCUGAUAUUUUGGACAUCAAGCGCUGGAACAGCUUUGUUCCACCAAGAGUUGAUAGCUGUCUACAUGACCUCGUGCUACAGAAAGCGAGAGACACCCCUGAUCAGAUCGCUAUACACUCUUCCGAUGCUGUCCUUGACUACCGGACCCUUGAUCGUCUAUCGGGCUUCUUAGCUCAUCAUCUGCAAACCCAUCAGGUGGGACCAGAAGUCAAAGUGCCUUUUUGCAUGGAAAAGUCUGCUUCCGCUAUCGUCUCAAUUCUAGCCGUCCUUCGAAGCGGGGGUGCUUCUGUCCCUCUCGACAUGACGGCACCCAAGGCUCGAAAUCGUGAGAUCAUUAGCCGAGUCAACUCCGGUCUCGUGCUGGUGACCCCCAGUACGCGGUCUCUGUUCGACGGCGUUGGCUAUACGCUCCUCGAGGUAACAAUGUCCAUGCUUGGGGAGCUAGCCAUGUCUUCUAGUCCCGAAAACGCCCCUUCCACCGUGUCCCCUACCGACGCUGCAUACGUCUUGUUCACCUCGGGCUCCACUGGACUGCCCAAAGGUGUUGUUGUCGAACAUCGCGCUAUCGCCACGAGUGUCUCAUCUUUUGCUUCCUACCUGGGAGUCACCCCUGAUACGCGCCUUCUUCAGUUUGCGCCAUAUGUCUUCGAUGUAUCCAUUGGUGAGAUGUUCGCCAGCCUGGUUUCUGGCGCCUGUCUUUGCAUUGCUUCGGAGGCACAGAUGAUAAACGACCUUGGCCACUGUAUCAGAGAGAUGAAAGUCGACUUUGCGGUUCUCACUCCCACUUUUGCAGAGACGAUUACGCCGGAAGCUGUUCCGGGCUUGCAGACACUUGUCCUUGGAGGCGAGCCAGUCCGAAAGCAGAACGUGGAGACAUGGGGUAGUGCUGUCAAGCUCAUCAAUGGAUAUGGUCCAACCGAAGCGAGCGUUUUAUCACUCGCCCACCGAAUCCCGGAUGCACAGUCACCUGUGGGCUUGAUUGGCCGCCCUGUGGGCUGCAGAGGCUGGAUAGCCAGUCAGACCGACCCUAACGCGCUCUGUCCAGUCGGAGUGGUUGGUGAGCUCCUAAUCGAGGGCCACACCUUGGCUCGCGGGUAUCUCGAUACGCCAUCCGCCAACGAAGCCUUUAUUGCAGAACCGGCUUUCCUUGCUUCACUUGCUCCCCAGAAGUCGGCUACUCGAGUCUACCGAACAGGUGAUCUAGUGCGGUACACGGCCAACGGUAUAAUCCAGUUUAUCGGGCGUAAAGACACGCAGAUCAAGUUCCAUGGCCGGCGCAUAGAAGUCAGCGAGAUAGAGCACGCUGCCAUCAAAGUGAUGCAAGAUGUAAGGCACCUGGCGGUAGAGUUGGUCCACCCCGGCGGCACUCAGCAACAAGCCCUAGCAUUGUUCUUCCAGCCUCCAGAUGUGAAUGGAACGGAGGAACAAGCACUGAUUUUAGCUGUCGGUGAUGAAGCUCGUGAGAAUAUGUUGCAGCUCAAGUCGCAACUUGCGGAGAUGCUUCCUCCUUAUAUGGUUCCCAGUCUUUUCGUCCCGCUUACGUCCUGGCCUCGUACCGCGAACGGCAAGCUUCACAGACGGCUCAUCCGUGAAGCGGUGGCAGGGCUAUGUCCCGAGGAUAUAGCACGCCAUUCACUCCAUAUCAUUGAAACAGCCCUCCCAGCGACCGAUCGGGAGAAGCAGCUGGCUGCGACAUGGGCCGCAACGUUGCACGUUGACCAACAGACCAUCAAUCGCAACGACAGCUUCCUGCAACACGGCGGAGACUCUGUCGCGGCCGUUAGAUUGGUGACUUUGGCCAGGAAGAAUGGUUUCAACCUUUCGGUUGAGACUGUGUUAUCUGCACCUAUUCUUCGGGAGAUGGCCUUGCGAAUGGAAUACGUUGAAACGAUCACUGAACUUGCCGUUGAGCCCUUCAGCCUGAUAGCAAAUCCUGAAGAAGAAAUCAUCCAAGCAAGUGUACAGUGCGGUGUGGACCCAGCCGCUGUGGAAGACAUUUAUCCUUGCUCCUCGAUGCAGAGCAGUCUUAUAGCGCUCACGGCGAAGAAUUCCACGGCAUACAUCUCCCAAUUUGUGCUGGCGAUUCCAGAAAACAGGGAUAUUCAAACAGUGCAGAAUGCAUGGAACACUGUUGUCAAGGACACUCCUGUACUGCGGACGCGUUUCUUCCAUCCAUCUGCCAACAACAGCAUUCAGAAUCCGAUACUGCAAGCGGUGAUUCGAGUCGAGCCCAUAUGGACCACGGCAACACAGCUGCAUCUAUUCCUCCAAAAGGACAAACAGACGCCUAUGACGAUUGGAACUCCAUAUACGCGAUUCGCUAUCGUCGAUGAUCAAGUCAAGCUUGUGCGGUAUCUCGUCUUCAGUGCUCACCAUGCUGUCUACGACGGUUGGUCCUUGGGUUUGACGAUAGAGCGGGUAGCUCAAGCGCUAGAUGGUACCCCUAUAUCCCCAGCUGCUGGGUACAACACUUUCAUUCAGCACAUCCAGUCGCACAACUGGGAGAACACGAAGGCAUUCUGGAUCGCGAAUUUGGACGGGGCAUCUCCCACAACAUUUCCUCCCUUGCCAUCACAUGCUUACGAGCCUGUCACCGAUGAUCAUCUCACUCAUCGGUUCAACAGUCCGGCACGUUCCAGCCGGUAUUCCAACGUCACGACGGCCACAGUGCUCCGAUCAGCGUGGAGUAUGUUAGUCAGCCGGUACUGUGAUUCGCAAGACGUUGUCUUUGGAGUCACGGUCAACGGAAGAAUGGCACCCAUUCCGGGCAUUGAAAGAGUUCAGGGACCGACUCUCACCACCAUCCCUUUCCGCGCGAUCAUCGACCCUGCUCAGUCCGCCAUAUCCUUCCUCGAACAAGUGCAAGCACGGAGCUUACAGUCAAUUCCACAUGAGCAGUACGGGCUUCAAAACAUCAAGAGCCUCAGUGAUCUUCUGUCGGAGCUUUGCAAAUUUCAAAGCUUGCUAGUCAUUCAGAGUCCACGCGAAACUACCUCUGAUCAUCAUGGCACUAGGAUGAGCAUGGCCCCCGGGGAGGAUCUCGGCUCAGCGGGCAUCCGGGGAUUCCAUAAUCUUGCUCUCGUCGUCGAGUGCACCACUUAUCCAAACUUUGUCGAAGUCAACGUGAGUUUUGAUUCGAAUAUUUUGCCUCGGCCCCAGGUACAGCGCCUCGCUCAGCAUUUGCAACACCUCUAUCUGCAACUCCAAGCGACCGCGGACGAUCCGUCAGUCAGACUGGCCGACAUCAGCCAUGUUAGUCCCAGCGACUUGGCUGAAAUGUUGGAAUGGAACAAGUCGGUCCCAGAGAGCUACCAAGCCUGUGUCCAUGAGCUGUUCGAGAAGCGGGCCCGCAUGCAGCCCGAUGCACCAGCAAUCUGUGCCCGUGAUGGCGAACUCACUUACAGCGAACUGGACCAAAAAGCCACCAUAUUAGCUACUUAUUUACGACAACAAGGUCUCUCUCCUGGUGUUCUGGUUCCUUUGCUUUUCGAGAAGAGCUGCUGGACUAUCGUGACUAUGCUCGCUGUCCUCAAGUCCGGCGCUGCCAAUGUUGCCUUGAAUCCGGAGCAUCCCCAGGCUCGACUUCAAGGCUUGAUUGACGUCACAGAGAGCCAUAAUAUUCUCUGCAGUCGUAAGAAUUUUGAAAUAGCCAUCGAGUUUGACAGACAGGUCAUCGUGGUGGAUGAGGAACUGUUCUCGUCGCUUGGAAUUCUCGAAGAACCAUCCACUUCGCUGUCACCGAAAAUCCACACUGCAUGCCCCGAUGACCCUGCUUUCAUUCUCUUUACCUCUGGCACUACUGGAAAGCCCAAGGGAAUAGUUAUCAACCAUGCGGCAUUCUGCAGCAGCAUCAGAGGUCAUUCUUCCACCCUGCGCUUCUCCACUGGGCCUGGUUCUCGCAAUUUCCAAUUUACUGCUUACACUUCCGAUGUUAGCAUUGGCGAGAUCUUCACCUCGCUCGCGGUGGGAUCGUGUGUGUGCGUGCCAUCCGAUUACGAUCGCGUCAACAAUCUUGCUGGCUCUAUACGUGACUUAGGUGUCAACUGGGCAUUCCUUACGCCAAGUGUAGCCGCGCUCCUUACACCUAAAGAAGUGCCCGGACUGCGGACCUUGCUAUUUGGAGGUGAAACGGCGACAACAGAGAAUAUAUGCACUUGGGCAGACUCGCUCUAUCUCAUCAAUUCGGCCGGUCCCGCCGAAUGCUCAAUUUGGACACACUGCAAUCCUGGCAUUUCGACUGCAGAUAUUGGGAGCAAUUGGGGAUACAAUCUGGGCUGCGCCACUUGGAUCACCAAUCCAAACAAUCCUGGGGAAUUGAUGCCCAUCGGAGUUGUGGGUGAGAUGCUUAUUGAGGGGCCGAACCUCGCCCAGGGGUAUCUCAAAGACCCUGAACGUAGCGAGAAGACGUUCGCCAACGUCUACCUUGCCGGCAAAAAGCGACGAUUAUAUAGAACCGGUGACUUAGCUCGAUUCAUGGCAGAUGGAAAGACUCAAUUCCUAGGGCGGAAGGACACCCAGGUCAAGCUUCGAGGUCAACGGGUCGAGAUCGGCGAGAUUGAGAACCAAAUCCGUCGCCAUGUUCCCGAGUCCAUUCUGGUCGCAGUUGAGAUGGUACGAAUCUCAAAAGGGAAGUCGGCUCCUUUGCUCGCUGCAUUCAUCUCUCGGAAGGACUCCCUGGCUGCGGAUGUUGUUGCUCUGGCUGUGAAAGAAUCUGGCAGCAUCAACAAGAUGCUUGCCAACAUCGAUCAAAAGUUGGGUGAAUUCCUUCCGAGGCAUAUGGUUCCAACCGUCUUUAUUCCCCUCUCGCGCAUGCCACUUACAGCAUCUGCCAAAACUGAUCGGAAUGUUCUUGCAGCCGUGGCGGCGACCAUUUCCGCCGAACAGCUGAGUAAUUACGCCUUAGGCGCCGCGGACAAGCAGCCCCCUUCGACGGCGGCCGAGCACCAGAUGGUUCAAUUAUGGAAGAAGGCGUUGAGUAUCGACAUGGAGCUCGGCAUCCACGACAGCUUUUUCAGGAUCGGUGGAGACUCCAUCGGCGCCAUGCGGCUGGUGUCUAUUGCCCGCUCAGCUGGUGUUUUCCUUACGGUCGAGCAGAUCUUCAGAAACCCGACACUUCAACAGAUGGCCAGUAUCAUGACGACCACGACACAACUUCCAAAAGUUACCAAUGUCAAACCUUUCUCCUUGAUCUCCUCGUCAACCUCAGUCGACACUGUGCGUGCUGAAGCUCAGGAGCAAUGUCAAGUUGGGCCGCAGCAGAUCCAAGACGUUUACCCUUGUUCGGCAUUGCAGGAAGGACUGUUUGCGCUGAGCCUGAAGACAUCAGGGAGCUAUCUUGCACAAAUGGUAUUUUCGCUACCGGAUGGGUUUCACGACGAUAAAUUCAAGGAGGCAUGGACGCAGGCGGCCAGGGAAGCUGCUCCGACCCUCCGCACGCGCUUCUUCGAAUCUCCAUCUCAUAACCACAGGAUGAUGCAAACCGUCGUUGAUGCACCUCUCUCGUGGGCAUCUUCAGAAAGCCUGGACGGCUAUCUUGCUGCGGAUGCUGCCAGCAUUGUUCAGCUCGGCGCGCCAACCUCACGCUUUGCUUUCGUGACUGAUGCUCAGAAAGGGCGGUUCUUUAUUUUCACUGCCCACCAUGCGAUUUAUGACGGCGCCUCACUUCCGCCGUUGUUCGACGCCGUACGUAAGGCGUUCGAUGGAGAUGCAAUUCCUAGAACCAGCAGUUACAACGUUUUUAUACAGUAUCUCCUGGGCAUGGACCAGGAAAGGUCCAGGGACUUCUGGCGAACUUCCUUGGAGGGAUCCCCAGCGCCGACCUUCCCAAGAUUGCCUUCUAUGGGUUACCGCGCGCAGACGAAUGACUCACUCAAGCAUAGCGUGUCUCUCCCCAUACGCCACGACACGGAAUUCACGGCUUCGUCGAUGAUUCGGGCCGCCUGGAGCCUUGUGACUGCCGCGCACUCUGACAGCGAUGAUGUCGUAUUUGCAUCAACCAUUAGCGGACGGACUCUUCCAAUCGCCUCCAUCGAGAGCAUCAUCGGGCCAACACUCGCGACGGUCCCUGUGCGGGCAACUGUAGACCGAUCCAUGUCUGUCAUCGACUUCCUCACUGCUUUGCAGGAGCAAGCGACGGAGAUGCUUCCACACGAGCAGUACGGGAUGCAGAAUAUCCGUCGCAUCAGUCCAUCAAUUUCAGCAUCGUGCGACUUGCACAACUUGCUAGUCAUCAAUGCUUCGACGUCGGAGGCUUCUAAUUCCGGCGGCUUAGGCUUGACGCAGGUCAACCUUGGCCACUUGGACGGCUUCCACAAUUUUGCGCUGAGCCUCGAAUGUGCUAUGCACGACGGCAUGGCGUCGCUCACUGUCAGCUUCGACAAUCACGUCAUUGAUCCGAGACAAAUGCGGCGACUGGUCCUUCAGUUCGAAAACAUACUAGGUCAGCUAUCCACCUGCGGUGCACACACCAAGAUCGAGGAUCUGGUUUUGGUCAGCCCCGAGGAAUCGGCAGAGAUCAACCACUGGAACGACUCGGUGCCGCCGCCUCAGUAUACCUGUGUGCAUACCGUUGUUGAGCAUCGCGUUCAGUCUCAGCCCCACGCGCCAGCAGUGUGUUCAUGGGAGGGCCAGCUGACUUAUGAAGAGCUUGACGAGUUAUCUUCCGCACUGGCGAAUCAACUCAUUCACAACUGGGACGUCACCCCCGGCACUCUUGUGCCACUUAUGUUUGAAAAGAGUAUCUGGACAAUUGUCACAAUGUUUGCAGUGCUCAAGGCAGGUGGUGCAAAUGUGCCGCUAGACCCUGAGCAGCCCGUCGCCAGAUUGAGUGAGCUUGUGGCGGAUGUCGGAGCUACUUUUGCCCUUUCCAGCGUCAAAUACCAAGAAAAGGCUGUGCAUAUCGCGCAGAGGGCGUUGGUAGUGGAUCCCAAUGAGAUAAGAAUGAUGAGAACUGGCCCAGUCACCCACAAAGCCACCGGACCAUGUCCCACCGACCCAGCAUUUAUUCUCUUCACCUCUGGCAGCACAGGAAAGCCGAAAGGUAUUGUCAUCGACCACAUGGCCUUCAGCAGCAGUAUGAAAGGCCACGGAGAGGUCUUGCGGUAUGAAAAGGGGCGUCGCAACCUUCAAUUCACGGCGUACACGUCAGAUGUUAGUAUUGGGGAGAUCUUUACAUCACUCUCUGCCGGCGCAUGCGUCUGCGUUCCUUCUGACUUUGAGCGCAUGAAUGACUUGGCGGGAGCUAUAGACCGGAUGCAGGUGGAUUGGGCUUUCUUGACCCCUAGCAUGGCAUCUCUUCUAGACGCAGAUAAAGUGCCGACGCUUAAGACUCUUCUGUUUGGCGGCGAGACUGCAACUCCUGAGAACAUAGCAACAUGGGCCUCUCGACUGUUCUUGAUCAACAGCUUUGGGCCGGCCGAGUGCUCUAUCUGGACCCACGCCGACCCCGGCGUGAGUGAGAAACACAAUGGCUCCCACAUCGGCUACGCAAUCGGGUGUGCAACCUGGAUUGUCGACCCCAGCGACUAUAGAAAAUUGGUGCCUAUUGGCAGCGUUGGAGAGCUUGUCGUCGAGGGCCCUAAUGUGGCCCGUGGGUAUUUGAACAACGAGGAGAAGACCAAGGCGGCGUUCCUGGAAACCGCACCGUGGUUACCGGCGGGACGCAAGAAUCGACUUUACAAAAUGGGAGAUCUGGUUCGUUACCUGCCUGACGGGAAGAUCCAGUUCCUCGGCAGGAAGGAUGGUCAGGUCAAGCUUCACGGGCAGAGGAUCGAGAUUGGUGAGAUCGAGCACCAGGUACGGGUGGUGCUGGGUAACGUUGAGAUUUCGGUGGCUGUCGAGAUGGUAUCUUUGGGUUCCGAGUCUUCGCAGCCCUUCUUGGCUAUCUUCUUAGACUAUGAAAACCAGAAGUCGGAUGAUGUGGCCGCUGCUUUGUCCACAGGAGAUGAAUCAAAACAGUGGGUGCGCGAGACCAUCAACACUAUCGUGGGCCACCUGAGGGACACACUACCGCGGCAUAUGGUCCCGACCGUGGUCUUCCCACUAACUCGGAUGCCAUUGAAUGCGUCGGCAAAGACAGACCGCAAGGCACUCAAGCAAAUAGCCUCUGGUGUUGACGUGACGCAGCUCCCUCUCUACGCUCUAGCGUCCACGGAGAGCGCCAGCAUCACCCCGCCGAGCACACAAAACGAGCAGAUUCUCCAUCGCAUCUGGGCCGAUACCCUGUCUGUGCCAGCCGACCGCUUUGGGACUGAAGCCAACUUCAUGGCUUUGGGCGGCGAUUCUAUAGCCGCUAUGAAGGUGAUACCGCUCGCACGCGCUGCUGGCCUGGUCAUCUCCGUCGCGGACAUUUUGUCACACCCUGUGCUGCGCGACAUGGCACAAAUCUCACGAUCCAGCAAUUCCGAGUCAGACUAUGUUGCUCCCUUCUCUCUCCUCGCGUACGAUAUCGACCGCAAUGAAAUCCUUGCGCAGUCAACUCUUUACAGUGGACUUCAGCCGGAGGCCAUUGAGGACAUUUAUCCAUGCACACCGGUGCAGAAGGAGUUUAUAACAACCACACAGUCUCAGCCUGGGGCAUACACACUGCAAGACGUUUACAAGCUUCCAUCAACUGUGGAUUUGACCCGGCUUCAACGCGCGUGUGGAGAUACGGUUGCGGCUCACGCAGUGCUGCGGACUCGUAUUUUCCCCUACCAUGCCCAGAUGGAACAUUUGCAGGUAGUGCAGAAGGCUUCCCCAGACUUUGAAUUAACUCGAGGAGGUGACUUGCAGAGGUAUCUGAAGGAGGACAAGGCUAAUGGGAUGGGCUAUGGCGAGCCCCUCGCUCGAUUUGCGCUGGUAUCAGAAGGUGAAGACGCCUACAUGGUUUUUACGUACCAUCAUUCCAUCUACGACGCUGCCUCGCUCCAGAUAAUCAUGAACGACUUGCAAGCUUUCUACAUGGACGAAUCUUACCAAGUUGGCGAGCCACCAUAUAAUAUUUUUGUCCGGCACCUCCUCCAGCUCUCCAGCCAGGACGCACCUUCCCAAUUUUGGACGGAGCACCUCGCAGGCAAUGGGCAAAGUAUCACGCCCCUGCUUGGGCCCAAAUCCGGGGAACAAUGGACUCCCCGUGUGGACACCCUUGUCCACCAUUUCAUCGACUUCCCCAUGCCUUAUCGCCAUUCGCGACUCAGCCUGACCACGGCUGCCCUGACGUAUGCCGCUCUGUCCCUUGUGGUCGCACGUCUGACCAACUCAACGUCUGCGGUCUUUGAGCUGACCCUACUGGGCCGAAACGAGCCUGUGCCCGGGAUCGAACGCAUGGUCGGGACGACGACUACGUCUGCACCGCUCCGCAUCGAUAUUACCGGAGAUAAUGAGAAGGGUGCUGACAGGGCAUGGACCCUGACGCUGGCCGACUACCUGAGCUAUGUGCAGCAGCGCGUCAACGGCAUCACCCGCUACGAGCACACCGGCAUGGCCACAAUCCGCACUCUGUGCUCUGACGCGCAGCCGAUCCUCGAGGCGGCCCUCCCGAUUGUGGUACACCCCUCCAACCCACAUAAAGAGGCUUUGGGCAGCGGGAUCGGGCUGGAGCGCCGCGAGAUUCGUUCCAUGGGCCAGAGCACCUCCGCUUUCUACAUGGACGUCUCCGCCGUUGAGGGCGAGGCGCUUGAGAUCAACCUGCCGUUUGACAGCCGCGUCGUCGGCCGAGAGAAGGUGGGCAGGAUGCUCGGUCUCUUGGAGAUGGUCGUAGUGGAGAUCAUGACGCUAUCUGCGCGGGGUCAGCUCGGUAAUGUGUCGCUCAGUCAGUUGGACUGGGAUUCCGCGUGUUUGAGUGAGCCCGAGAUGCAGGACUAUUACGGUUGA
Molecule: messenger RNA, 23583 nt
Organism: Penicillium oxalicum
Lineage: Eukaryota; Fungi; Ascomycota; Eurotiomycetes; Eurotiales; Aspergillaceae
Exons: 3
Coding region: 1-23583 (7860 amino acids)
Biological process (GO): amino acid activation for nonribosomal peptide biosynthetic process; secondary metabolite biosynthetic process
Cellular component (GO): cytoplasm
Molecular function (GO): catalytic activity; phosphopantetheine binding
Source: RefSeq, a predicted model, not a curated record